AUGUUUCUCCAUCAGUAUGAUUACAUCUUCGGCAUUGGCACGGUCUUUGCCAUGCUCGACGCCUACAACAACGGAGCCAAUGAUGUCGCCAACAGUUGGGCCACCAGUGUCUCUUCUCGCUCAAUCUCGUACAGACAGGCCAUGGUACUCGGCACCAUCUUCGAGUUCCUUGGUGCCGUGACUGUCGGAUCCCGCACUGCUGACACCAUCAAGAACGGCAUCAUUCCAAACUCAUCCUUCAAGGGAAAUGCUGGUGUGCAGAUGCUCGCCUUCACCUGUGCUCUCGCCGCUGCCUCGUCCUGGGUCAUGUGGUGCACCCGUCACUCUGCCCAUGUCUCGUCAACAUACUCGCUCAUCUCGGCCGUGGCCGGUGUUGGUGUUGCAACGGUGGGUGCUAGCAAGGUUCAGUGGGGCUGGAACGAUGGCAAGGGUCUGGGUGCUAUCUUCGCUGGUCUGGGUAUGGCUCCGAUCAUCUCGGGCUGCUUUGGAUCCAUCAUCUUCUUGUUGAUCAAGUACGUCGUCCACGUGCGGCGCAACCCCGUCCCCUGGUCGGUCUGGAGCUCCCCCUUGUGGUUCCUGGUCGCCGGUACCAUCUGCACCCUCACCAUUGUCUACAAGGGUUCUCCCAAGCUUGGCCUCAACAAGAAGCCUGGCUACUGGAUUGCCGGUGUAACGAUGGGCUCUGGCAUUGCUCUGUGUCUGCUUUCCGCUCUCUUCUUCCUUCCCUUUGUCCACGCACGUGUCAUCAAGAAGGAUCACACCGUCAAGUGGUGGAUGUUCGUGUAUGGUCCUCUUCUCUUCACCCGCCCAGCCCCCGCGGAGGGUGCCGAGACUGCCAAGGUCCCCAACUACGCUGUGAUCCAGGAUGAGGCCGACAAUGUCUCUCCCGCCUCCAUCUCUCCCUCUAUCACCUCCAUCGAAGAGGAGAAGAACCCUAGGAUGACCGUCGACUCGAAGGAGCGCCAGCUCGUCAGCAGCGAGACCAAGCAGCUCACGUACAAGGAGAUCAUGGCCCAGUCCGAGGCCCGCCACCGCGCCAAAUUGAUGGAGAACCAGGGCCCUCUCGGCUGGGCUAUGCGCUACCUCCGUGACAAUCCCAUGGGUGCUGGUGAGAUCUACGAGUGGCGCAACGCUCUGGCCCUGCUCAAGCGUAUCCCUGCCGUCAUUGUGGUCGGCCUUCUGUACGGUGCUCACUACGACAUCCACACCGCACAGAGCGGUAUCACUGGCACUCCUGAGGGUGAACGCAUGAAGCGUGUGUAUGAUGCCGCCGAGAAGUACCCCAACGAGGUUGAGCACACCUACUCUUUCAUCCAGAUCAUCACUGCCUGCACUGCAUCCUUCGCCCACGGUGCCAACGAUAUUGGCAACUCGGUCGGUCCCUGGGCUGCCAUUUACUCUGCCUGGUCCACUGGUGAUGCUGCCGCCGCCAAGUCUCCCGUGCCCGUGUGGCAGCUCGCUGUUCUCGCUCUUUGCAUUUCUGUCGGUCUGGUCACCUACGGAUACAACAUCAUGAAGGUCAUGGGUAACAAGAUCACCUACCACUCCCCCAGCCGUGGCUGUUCCAUGGAGAUGGGUGCUGCCAUCACCGUCCUCGUCUUCUCCCAGUACUCCCUCCCCGUUUCGACCUCCAUGUGUAUCACUGGCGCCACCGUCGGUGUCGGUCUGUGCAACGGAACCCUCAAGGCUGUCAACUUCCAGCGUGUCGGUCUGCUCAUGCUUGCCUGGAUCAUGACCAUUCCCGUUGCCGGCACCAUUGGUGGAUGUCUGAUGGGUCUCUUCAUCAACGCCCCUCACUUCGCUGGCAACUAG
This is a messenger RNA of Penicillium diatomitis, 1812 nucleotides long. Its product is annotated as inorganic phosphate transporter. The record is from RefSeq and is a predicted model, not a curated record. Gene Ontology annotation, biological process: phosphate ion transmembrane transport. The coding region runs from base 1 to 1812 and encodes 603 amino acids. Lineage: Eukaryota; Fungi; Ascomycota; Eurotiomycetes; Eurotiales; Aspergillaceae. Gene Ontology annotation, cellular component: membrane. The transcript has 3 exons.